Molecule: messenger RNA, 2826 nt
Organism: Vigna radiata var. radiata (mung bean)
Lineage: Eukaryota; Viridiplantae; Streptophyta; Magnoliopsida; Fabales; Fabaceae
Exons: 3
Coding region: 1-2826 (941 amino acids)
Source: RefSeq, a predicted model, not a curated record
AUGGUGACCAUGAGGAACACAAACGCUGACGAGCAGGGAGAGAUGAUCAGAAUGUUGGAGAGACGUUUGGAGGAAAUGCAAAAACAACAUGAAGAGCAGUUGGUGGCUGUCAGGGCGGAGUGUGCGGCGCAGAUCACCCGAGCAAUCGUCGCUCGGGGUGAUGGGGGCGCGGGGGAGCAGAGACAAGAGAGGACGGUGGCAAACGCAGGAAAUGGAGGAGAGGAGCAUAGCAGCACCCCGGCCCAAGAAGGCCCGAGAGGGGAAGGGGCGAGCGGGGAUAAGGAGGAGAAAGCAGUGUCGAUGUACGACGGUACCACUGACCCAAACGCUCACGUGAAGUCGUUUACCAACGCCAUGUCCUUCCGUACGGGUUGCGACGCCAUCUGGUGCAGGGCAUUUUCCCUUUCCCUAGAAGGGGAGGCCUUGGAGUGGUUCAACGCGCUACCGAAUGGCUGCAAAGUUAGUUUUAAGGGGUUAGAAACUAUGUUUAAAAAGCAAUUCGCCGCAUGCAUUACUAGGGACAUCACGGUGGUGGACCUGAUGAACCUCAAGCAAGGAAAGGAUGAACCACUGAAGACUUUCAUGGAUCGAUAUCCAAAAACCGUCCGGAGGGUGAAGGGUCUAACCUUGGAGCUCGCGUUACAGCAUAUCAUGCCGGCCCUAAGGCCCGGCCCCUUCAAGGAGAGUGUAUGCCGGACGCCACCCAAAACGAUGGAGGAAUUAAGCGAGCGGGCGACCGAUGAGAUUAGGGUGGAAGACAUGAAGCAGAGUUACCGAAAGGAGAUCCAGGAGGCCAAAGGGGAGAGGAACGAGGGGAAGAAGGCGGAGAACCAGACUCACCGGGCAGGAGGUCAAAGGCCUCGGGAGGGACCCAGGGGCCCCCGUUUCCAGCAAUACACGGCUUUGAACGCCCCUCGGGCCCAAAUUUUCCAUCAAGCGCUAAGCACGCGGCUGCUGCAAGCACCACAAAAGCGACCUACCCAAUCCAACGCGGAUGGAACCAAACACUGCGUGUACCACCAAAACAUGGGUCACGACACCGAGGACUGCGUGACCCUCAAAGAUAAAAUUGAAGAGCUGAUUCGUGCUGGGAAGUUAUUGAAGUACGUUAAAACUUAUCGGCCAGACCGAUCACCCGCCCGGGAAAGAAGUCCUAGGAGGAUGAGUCCUCGACGGGUGGAGGACAGGAGAACCACUGGUGACCGAAACGAUCGGUAUCGUCGUCAGGAGUAUCCACGGGAUGACCGGAGGAGGAGUCGGAGUCGUGGAAGGGGUGAUGAUCGUCCUUUGAGGAGGAUGAUCAACACGAUCUCAGGAGGAUUCACCGGAGGGGGUUCUUCAUCGAAUGCGCGCAAGAAGCAUGUCCGGGCGUUGCGCUCCGUGCAUGCCAUUGACACACCAAGGAGGUCAAUGCCGCCCAUCACCUUCACGGACGAUGAUUUUCAUGCGCCUGACCCCGAUCAGGAUGAUCCGAUGGUGAUCACCGCCGAAAUCGCAAGAUACGGGGUAGGUAAGGUACUCAUUGACCAAGGGAGCUCAGUCAUCAUCCUUUACUGGAAAACCUUCCAGCAAAUGGACAUUUCAGAAGACCUCAUCGUACCGUACAACGAGCAAAUCGUGGGAUUUGCCGGAGAGAGAGUGGAUACGAGGGGAUAUGUAGACUUGCGCACUCGGUUGGGCACCGGGCGGGAGGGGGACGAAAGGAGAGGCACCAUCUGCACUGUCAAGGCCGACCAGAAAACGGCCAGGGAAUGUUAUGCGGCGGGAUUGAAGUUAUACCCGAAGGAGGAAAGGAGGAAGAGUAGCCGGUCUGAGGUGGCUUUGGCCGACCUGGACCCCCGGACGAAUACUGAGGACCGCUUGGAACCGAUGGGAGAGACCCAGCCCAUGAUUAUCGGGAAGGACGCAUCUCAGACGACAUUGAUUGCCAAUGGCCUAGAGGAGGAAGUGGAGAGGCGCCUCAGGAGCAUCCUGUGGCAUAAUAGGGACCUGUUCGCUUGGACAGCGGCCGAUAUGCCGAGGAUCCACCCUUCGGUGGUGGCCCAUAAGCUAGCAUUGUUUAAGGAAGCAAGGCCGGUGUCCCAGAAAAAUCGCAGGAUGGGAGAAGAGAAGAGGAGGGCGGUAGAAGAGGAGGUCGGAAAGUUAAGAGAAGCAGGAUUCAUCCGGGAAGUGACCUACACGACGUGGUUGGCUAACGUAGUAAUGGUAAAGAAGUCAAAUGGCAAAUGGCGGAUGUGUACGGACUAUACAGACCUGAACAAGGCUUGCCCAAAAGAUUCUCAUCCUUUGCCUAGCGUCGACGCCCUUGUUGAUGGGGCGUCCGGCCAUAAGAUCUUAAGCUUCUUGGAUGCAUACUCAGGGUACAACCAAAUACCGAUGUACGCUUCAGACCGGGAGAAGACGGCCUUCAUUACCGAGAAGGCCAGUUAUUGUUAUGAAGUCAUGCCCUUCGGGCUGAAGAACGCCGGAGCCACUUAUCAGCGACUAAUGGAUAAAAUCUUCGCCAGUCAGAUCGGACGGUGCAUGGACGUUUAUAUAGACGACAUGGUGGUGCGUUCAGAGGAUGGGAAGGCGCACGCCCGAGACUUGGAAGAGGUUUUUGAACAGGUCAAGAAGUACAAAAUGCGUCUGAAUCCGGCCAAAUGCACGUUUGGGGUGCCGGCCGGUAAAUUCCUGGGAUUUAUGCUUACGUCGCGGGGAAUCGAGGCUAAUCCCGACAAAUGCGAUGCCAUCAUCAACAUGAAAAGUCCGGCCAGCCUUAAAGAAGUACAAAGGUUGGUCGGUCGCCUCACGGCUUUGUCCCGUUUUAUCCCCAGAAUGGCAUAG